This is a messenger RNA of Asterias rubens (European starfish), 4137 nucleotides long. RefSeq lists its product as uncharacterized. The transcript has 7 exons. Gene Ontology annotation, cellular component: plasma membrane. Lineage: Eukaryota; Metazoa; Echinodermata; Asteroidea; Forcipulatida; Asteriidae. The record is from RefSeq and is a predicted model, not a curated record. The coding region runs from base 776 to 2347 and encodes 523 amino acids. Gene Ontology annotation, biological process: neuron projection development.
UCCACAUUCACAUCUCACCCUCCCCUCAUGUUGAUUCACCCAACAGGUAUUCCGUACCGCUCCAAUGACCAAGUAGAGAACCCAAUGCAUUGUUUGCCUUUCGCAAUAACAACACAUGACGUCACAUAAACCCUAUUCACAGACUCCAACCGUUGCAUUGUAAUUCUAUAGGCAGUGUAAACCAAUAUCACUCUGUGCACCAACGGUUUCUUUUUGUCCCGUAUACAAUUGCUUGAAAUCUCCUUGAGGGUUGACUGGACGAGUCAGGUGGUUCACACGCUCAAAUAACGACCCGUACUUUGUAGCAGAACCGACGACCUGAAGAGUUCACACAAAUAUUUUGCGAUACUUCAACUCAACCGCCAUCAUCAUCAUCAGCAUACCGACGAGUGAGUGAUGUACUCACAGCGUGGGGAGAAUACACAGUUCGUACAGUCGUUUCGUGUCGUGCAACUGAACGUGCAUUCCAUGUCAUCAUCAUCACCCAGCACUUUGCCAACAAAUUAACCCUUGGAAUAUAGAAAGAGGAGUGAUUGACUGCACCAAAUUAACCCAUUAUUUUUUCCAAGAUCCAGUUCAGCAUCCUCUGGGAUUGAGUAUGGUUGAAUUGAAAAAUGUCAGUCAUCUGUAUCAACAGUAGAACUCCUCCCUCUUAAACUACAUUGCGUUUUGUUGUGCACACAUCUUCUAUAAACGGAAUUUAUCAUUUCGCAGAUGCAGUGAAACAGUUAGUUUUUCUCCUGUUUAGUUUUCUGUUUUUCAAAACUACUUCGUCAUGUCGAUUGCUGGAAGUCUCGCUGGUGAAUCUGUCUAUUAUGAGGAACCAUAUUCUGUUCCCGGUCCUUGUCGGACGUGUUGCAUCCGAUGCCCGUGCCCGAGCCUCUUAUCAGUGUUUGCUUUCCUUGGAGGAGCAGUUCUAUUCUGCAUCGCAGCCGUAAUCGCUGGGCAACACACAUCGGAACUCUUUCAACCGACGCCGAUUGCUAGUUCAAUGAAUGAUUGGAUUGGAUUUAUUAGAACAGCCUGCUACGUAGAAUGUCCAAUCAUGGCUCUGAUUGCCAUAGCAUUAUUUGGGAUAUCGUGCCUCGGUACUGGAGCUGUGAGGAAAGAGUUCAUGUCAAGAUUCACCACAAGGGCCAAAGGAAGAUGCCAAACUGGGCUGUUCAUGAUCAUCGUGUAUGUACUGUUCCUCAUAUGGCUAGCAGUGAGUUUCGUUUCGCUGGUACCCGUCAUGUUCUUCUAUAUCCAGAGACGUGGUGUCUGCGAAGCACGGCUCUACCCACCAGUCGUUGACCAAGAUCCGCUAUGUAUUGAGCUCAAACAAUGGGCUCUGGUUGAUGGAACUUUAGAGACAGACUUUAGCGACAAAAUCUGCGGUACGGAACUCGACAAGUGGUGUACAAGUCCUGUUCUCUUAUGGUAUUCACUGGCAUUCUUUGCAGCGGUUCUCGUCACAUUAUCAAUGUUGCAUUUCCUGAUAAACUACGCCGCCAACUUUGCCAAACUCCGGGAUCGUUUUAAGGAUGGGUACGUCAACAGGAAGUCUGGUGCCUACCUCGUCCGGACGGGAUCGGUACGGGCAAGUGGUCGUCACUCCAUGCGCGCACGAAGCUCAUUGAGGGGUAGCCGAAACAAUGUCCUCCGAGGGUCACAAGGAUCUUUGAAGUCAGUCAGUGUUCGCGGUGGUAACAACCACGUCGGUGCUAACAGCACAGCGUCCACCCUUCGGAUGACGGCCUACAACAACGAGGCGCUGAGCGGUGACGAGAUAUACGCCAUGAACAAUUUGAACCUGAACUACGACAGGGAGCCGGUUGGCGCUCUGCAGACCCACUACGCUGAGCGACCGCUGCACCCGCCCCCAGACGUUAUGGUACCGCCAAGCAUGGGAAGCCGGCACGGUACGGAUGAACCUGCGAUGAGUGUCGCUGGAACAGACAUUGGACCCCCACCAAGUUACGGGGCUGGACACCCGAACGGCUGGGCACCAAGUUAUUCAAGUAGCAUCAGUGGUGGACAGGCAAAUGGUAACUACCCAGUGAACAGUAGGCCUAUGAACUAUGGAGGCGAGGACCAUUAUCCUGGUAACUCAAAGCCAAGUAACAGUUUAUACUACGACCGAGAUGCUGGCGAUGGCAGUGGAAGCGUACACGGAAGUAACCAACAAGGUAGUGGUGAAAACAGCGACGGGGUGUUCGGUGGCGGACGCUGGGGUAAAAACUACUCUGGAGGAUACGAGAGGAAUGGUCGGCCGCUUACCAGUUUCAGUGAGCCGGAACCAGCGCCGUCUAUGACCUCAGCUGGUUCCCACCCUGCACCAAGAGGCUAUAGCGAGCACUUCAUAUAAACGGUGCAAUUCUAAAACCAAGAAACUGUUGACAACUGGACUGUCAAUCAAAUCCACUCCCUUGAAUAGUUUGUAGACUUCAGUAAAGAAGACACUUACACUGACCACCGUCAUCAAAAUUCACACGAAGUAAAUUUCUUAGAGCCGAUUGAGUCCUUUUUUUUUAAGUUGUCAGACGAGGCAACUUAUAGCAGGCAACUUUGAGGCAACUUUGAGGCAACCAACUGCAGUGCAUGCUGCAGGACUUAUUCGGUAGCACAUGAGAACUCGUUCAAGCAAUGUCUUACAAUUUCCAAGAAAAUUAUAAGAACAUUCGCAUGUGAAUGGCUUCUCUUCUUUGAGAUUGCCUGGAACUGUUUGCCUGUACUUUGCCUCGUGUGAGAUGACCCCAAGUCCAAACAACUUCAGGAUUCCUACACCAACAUACCAAUCCUGCAAACAUUUCAGCAUUCAGCAAGCAUUAUAAAUGCAUUCUAAAUUCAUUUUGGAACCAACGGUUUACGGUUUAAAUUCGUUUUUGUUUGGCACACUCGUUUUGGUGCUGUGGCCAAUAUUUUAGGCACUUAUAAAUAACUUCACAACUGUAUGCCUAGUACUAGUAUUCAGAUGAGCGUACCUAGUUACAUGCUCAUUGUUUGUUGUUAAUUUUACAUGGAUAAAGCCCAUGGUGAAUGCUUGAAGUGACUUAAGUCUGGCGUGUUUGACACCGGUGUGCCUCACAGGAGGGUGGUUGUUGUACAAACUGCAUCUGUGAUCAAGAUGACUUCAUAUUGACCGCAGAGUCGCCUUUUUAAACAUAACAGAGAGGUGAAUUGUAAUUGUGAAUUGGAAAUAACUGUUCCUUUUCUAUAGUGGUUUUAACAGCAUUUGGUCACCGGCUGUAAAUUUCGUUGAUGGAUUUUUUUAUUGUGUCGAAAUCACGAUUGAUUUACUUUUCUCUGAGGACGAUCCCACAUAAAGAAUUCCAUAUCUUGAGAAAAUUCAUGUUCAUGUAUUCCAUUAUUUGAUGUUCCUAUAAGACUGAGGUUGUGUACAUAAAGAUGUCCAUGAUUUUGAGGACGCAAGAUUUGUAUAUUUGUGUAUGUGAUAACUAAUGAAGGGAAUUUUUUGUAUUGAUUGGAGUAUUUUUUAAGUAUUAAAAGUCAGCUUUUGCAUUAGUCAUAACUUACUGUUCAUGUUUUAAGACAACAAACAAAUGCUUUUUUAAAAUACUGAAAAAAUAGUAGAAGCAAUAAAUGCACUUAAAUUGUUGAAGAUUUGUAAAUAUUUGACCAAGAUAGAAAAACUUGUAGAUAUUUCGUUGAGUCUUGGAGUAUUAAACAGAUGACAAUAAUCAACAUACUAAACCAGUGGUGCUUAUAUCAAAUAACUUCCUGACAGGAUGUGUCGAUAACAAAACGCGAUUGAAAUGCAUUUUCAGUUUUGAUUGACUUUGUUUCCAAAUGCGAUGUUUGUUUUACUGAAUACCCGUUUGGCAGGGAUGUUUGAUUUCUCGGGAUUUGUGGAUAAUAUCCUUCAAAAUGUUCUCGAAAGAAGUGAAACAGUCACCACUAGAGAGUAAGAACUUUUCCACAUUGUGUCAAGACCAGAGUAUUUCUGUUGAUGUAAGAGUUUAUGAAUACCUCGAAUCCCGAGAGGUUGGUUCUUAAUGUAGAACAAGGAUGGAUCCAUGCAAGGCAUUUUAACCCUAUCACUGACUAACGUUUCAUGUGGUUUUUGCUUACGUAUGUCGUGUACAUGUUCAUUUACAAUUUUAAAAUAAAACACUGAAGAUUUUUUUUAACACCUUA